CACUGCUCCCUAGGUACUCUAGGGUAUUGAGGAAACCAUGUCUUCAUGUACCAGACUCUUCCCAGGAGCUAGGAUAUCUCUCCCGGUGCCCUGGCGCCUGGGAACUCGGUUUCCCGUCGUUGCGAAUGGACGCCUGGAGCGCGUAAGAGCGUUGAGUACGAACAAGGUCGACAAGAAACUAGUUGAAAAGCUGCCAUUGGCUGGUAUUCGGGUGUUGGAUCUGACCAGGGUUUUGGCAGGGCCAUACUGUACACAGAUACUGGGAGACUUGGGGGCAGAGAUAAUAAAGGUCGAGCAUCCAACAAGAGGUGAUGAUACACGUGCUUGGGGCCCACCUGAUGCGCCUUACAUUGAUGGCGUCGAGCGUCAGUUCCCCGGCGAGAGCGCAUAUUAUCUUUCCGUCAACCGCAACAAGAAGUCCCUAGCGCUGUCUUUCAACAACCCUGCCGGUAUCAACAUCCUCCACGAAUUGGUACGAAAAUGCGACGUCCUCGUGGAGAACUAUCUCCCAGGGAGCCUUGCCAAGUACAAGUUAGACUACGCUACUUUGUCCGAACUGAACCCCUCAUUGAUCUACGCCUCUGUGACUGGUUACGGCCAGACUGGACCGUACAGCGACAGGGCAGGCUACGAUGUUAUGGUCGAGGCUGAAAUGGGACUGAUGCAUAUUACGGGCGAAAGGGAUGGGCCGCCCGUAAAGGUUGGUGUCGCAGUGACGGACUUGACGACAGGCAUGUACACCGCGAUUGGGGUUCUUUCGGCGUUGUACGCAAGGAAGGAGACAGGGCUAGGACAGUGGAUCGAUGCAAGCUUGAGCGAUUGCCAGGUUGCGAGCCUGGCAAAUAUUGCCAGUUCGGCGCUGGUGAGCGGCAAGAAGGACAGCGGGAGGUGGGGAACAGCGCACGCAUCGGUUGUGCCUUAUAGAGCGUACAAGACGAAAGACACAAAUAUCGCAGUGGGUGGAUGCAACGACAAGCUUUAUGGCAUUCUCUGCGACAAGAUCGGCAAACCGGAAUGGAAGACGGAUGCCCGCUUCGUCACAAAUGCUUUGCGUGUCCAACAUCGCGAUACGCUUGACGGGAUGAUCGAAGAUGUUCUCAAAACGAAGACUACACAGGAGUGGUUGGAGAUUUUCGAAGGGAGCGGUAUGCCCUACGCAGCCGUGAAUGAUAUUCAAGGGACCAUCAAUCAUGAGCAUGUCUUGGCGCGAAAUAUGAUCGAGCGAGUGAACCAUCCUGCCUGCGGCCCACUGAAACUCGUCAAUCAUCCCGUCAAGUACUCUCGCGCCGAGCCCAAGAUUCGGAGCCCACCGCCACUGCUAGGACAGCACACAGAUGAGGUGUUGAAGGAGUUGUUGGAUUUCACCGAUGAAGAGAUCAGUGAUUUGAAGCUGAAAAAGACAAUUGCAUAGACGCAGUCAUAGAUUUGGGACACUUCAGGACCACGCCAACUGACAAAAGGGACCACCCU
Westerdykella ornata is the source of this 1470-nucleotide messenger RNA. RefSeq names its product CoA-transferase family III. Gene Ontology annotation, molecular function: catalytic activity. The transcript is spliced from 6 exons. Bases 38 to 1411 code for a protein of 457 amino acids. NCBI's taxonomy places the organism in Eukaryota, Fungi, Ascomycota, Dothideomycetes, Pleosporales, Sporormiaceae. The record is from RefSeq and is a predicted model, not a curated record.